AUGGAACCCCCCGUGCGUUCACCUCUGCCGUACGGAAGAGCCUGCGCCACCUGUGCUCGCUCCAAAUGUCGUUGCGUGCCCCGCAGUGGUGGCGGCCGCUGUGAAAGAUGUCAUCGAUUGAAUAAAGAGUGCCGUGUCCUGCCGGGCCGCCGAAAGGCUCGGCCCUUGUCUAAGGCGGUCCAGUUGGAACGGAAAAUGGAUGGCUUGAUGACGCUGCUGACCUCUUCCGCCGGUCGCACCGACCUGUCAACGCCGGUGCGGGAGCCAGCCGAUGCGCCAGGGUGCGAACAACCUACAGCCGAACCAGCCAGAGACGACAGAGAAGACGAAGACACAGAAGCAGAUGCAGACGAGGUGCUCCAUGCGUUUCGCACGCACCGACUGCAGUUCCUUCCUUUGAUCUACAUCCCCGCCACUAUGACCGCGCGUGAUUUGACACAACAGUCCCCCUUUCUUUGGCAUUGUAUUGCGGCGGUGGAAAGUAAGCGUGCCGCUUUUCAAGCUGCCCUGUGUGAAAGCAUCCGGAAACUGGCGGGGAGGCGGCUGCUGGUGGAUUGCGAGAAGUCUCUGGAUCUCUUGCAGGGGGUGUUGGUCUAUCUCGCCUGGGUUACAUUUCAUAGCCAGCCGCAAAAGUCGUCGCUCUGUAUCUAUGCCCAAAUGGCGAUCGGCUUGGUCUUCGAGCUCGGCCUCAAUAAGCCUCCGCCUGCGGAUCAAAGUAUGACUGUUUCGAACUCCAAUGCUGUGGGGCACCUUCCGGGGUUGAAAGCGUCCAUCUCUACUCGGCGCACGAUGGACGAACGCCGGGCGGUCUUGAGCUGUUUUGUGCUGACCUCGAUAAUCACACAAUUCCUGGGUCGAAUGGAACCGCUACGAUGGACCCCGCAUAUGCAGGAAUGUCUUGAUGUCCUGACAUACAGUGAAGAAUGGCCAGGAGAUGGGGUGCUUGUUCAGCUCACGCGCACACGACUGCUCGCGGACCAGAUCCUGCAAAAUCCCUGGAGCGAAGGCCUGUAUGGCCCCCAUCCAGCGCACACUCUCCCCGCCUUUCAUCUCAGGGCGCUGCAGUUACGAAUAGACAUGAUCAAGACCGAGAUCCCCGCUUCACUGGCUGGAAACAAACCCAUUCUGUUCUAUGUUUACGAUGCCGAGAUCAGCCUCUAUGAGGUUGCCCUCGCGCAACCCCGCGCCGACACGGAAAUGAGCACCCGGCGACUGGAUCACCUCUACACCUGCAUCCAGCUGGUGAAGCAGUUUUUCGAUCUCUUCUUCACAAUUUGCCCGGCAGAGUACACCUCGCUGGCACUGCCAAACCUGACCCAAUUGUCACACUGCUUGGUUACCCUCUUCCGCCUCUCCACACUGGAUUACCCCGGCUGGGACAAGGCUGCGGUGAAAGACACGGUGGACAUCCUGGCCGUGGCAGAGGAGAUCGCCACGCGCAUGGGCCAGGUGGCUGAUGCGGUAGGGAUACGCAGCGAGAGGGGGUGCAUCGAUCCCUACAGCAAAUUGGGGAUGAUGAUGCAGAAGCUGCGAAGUGAGUGGGAGGUGCGACUCCCGGAUGCCGUCGACGGCACUAUAGAACCGGUUUUGUCGAGCAUGGAAUUGGGCGACCUGGAGAACUUUUUGAGUUGGUCGGACCUGCUCUGGUCGACCGAGGGGAUUGGCUCGGUUUUGUGA
Molecule: messenger RNA, 1677 nt
Organism: Aspergillus ibericus CBS 121593
Lineage: Eukaryota; Fungi; Ascomycota; Eurotiomycetes; Eurotiales; Aspergillaceae
Product: transcription factor domain-containing protein
Exons: 5
Coding region: 1-1677 (558 amino acids)
Biological process (GO): regulation of DNA-templated transcription
Cellular component (GO): nucleus
Molecular function (GO): DNA-binding transcription factor activity, RNA polymerase II-specific; transcription cis-regulatory region binding; zinc ion binding
Source: RefSeq, a predicted model, not a curated record